Molecule: messenger RNA, 2400 nt
Organism: Aspergillus steynii IBT 23096
Lineage: Eukaryota; Fungi; Ascomycota; Eurotiomycetes; Eurotiales; Aspergillaceae
Product: glucan endo-1,3-beta-D-glucosidase
Exons: 6
Coding region: 106-2277 (723 amino acids)
Cellular component (GO): cell surface
Molecular function (GO): glucan endo-1,3-beta-D-glucosidase activity; endo-1,3(4)-beta-glucanase activity
Source: RefSeq, a predicted model, not a curated record
UCGGAACAGUCUUCGGUCCCGGAAACAUCUACUCCCGUGGCGUCCUCACCAACCCCAUCGUCCACACCAAAGUCAUCUCCAUCUGUCGAAGGUCCCGCUACCCCCAUGGCUGCCAAUCAGGAUGUAUUUAUUCCAUUGGCCACUGGCCCUGUUCCCAACACGAUCAAGACUAGAAAUGACCAUCCCGUCCCCAAAAAUGGAAUUGUAAACACGACGGUCCCUAUUGAGACGAAUAAAUUCUACAGUGGGCUAUUUUUGGGCACUCAAAGCAACACCACUUUCACCCAUCCAUAUGGACUGGCCUGGUCGAAAGGAACUGGCAACCUGCAAAGCUAUGGCAUGGCUGUUUCUCACGUGGAAAGUAACGUGAUGGCAUUGGGACCGACAAAUGCGCACAUUCCCGGAAACCCAGUUUCGUAUUAUGUGAACCCGAUUGGAAUCCAGUCGAUCAUUUUAUCAGCAGCCGAGUUGACUGCCUCGACGGUACUAACAACGGAGAACCCAUUACCAUUCUCAGCCAACGCGGUCUUGCGCCCACAGAGUGGCUCAGCUCAGAGCAUCUCUUUUCCCGUGGUGCAGGGUAUGGGGUUCGUGACCGGCAUUUACUCGGGUCUCCAACCAGCAGUCCAGAGUAGCGUUCAUUUCGACAAGGUUGUGUCUGCUGGAUCACCGAGAUCCGGCAUUUAUAAAUAUACUGCUACCUUGGCCGACCAAACAACAUGGCUUAUUUACGUCACUCCGCAGGACGGCAAAGACCCCGAUUUCCGUUUGGAGUCAAGUACCACCCUGCGAGGACCAGCUGGAUGGUCGGGUACGAUCCAAGUGGCCAAGAAUCCGGCGGGCACGUCCGGGGAAAAGUUCUUUGACAACUCGUCCGGUGUCUACGCCUUGGAGGGUGCAGUCUCCGGUGCCGUUUCCGACAGCACCGGUACCUAUAACCUCGCGUGGGCUAAGGCCGGCAAGGACGCGCAGAGCACUCCCCUGUUGAUGUUUGCCUUGCCGCAUCACAUCGAAUCGUUUGACAGUAGCACCAAAGGCCGGGUGACGAACAUUACUAUUCGUACGACGACAAAGGGCCAAGCGACAGCAGUGAUCGGGGAGAUCUGGACCAUGACCGAACCCGACCUCCCCAUUGGCAUGGGAUUUGCCCCUUGGUCUGUGUCCCAGGGUAGUGUUGACAAGAUCUCUGCUGCUGCCCAGAAAGUCAUCUUGGAUGCCGCACCUACUGAACUUAAUCAAGACGUUGGCAAAGAAAGCGACUUGAACAGUAUGUACUUCAGCGGAAAAGCGCUGAGCAAGUUCGCUACCCUUGUAUAUACCGUGAACAAGUUGGGUGGCAACCCCCAGCUUGCGGAAUCCGCCUUCAAGGCACUCAAGGAUGCCUUUGCCCGGUUUGCCAACAACAAACAGCAGUAUCCUCUUGUCUACGACAACGUCUGGAAAGGUGUGGCCUCCUCGGCAAGCUACGAUGGAGGCGAUCCCGGCGCGGAUUUCGGAAACACGUUGUACAACGAUCACCAUUUCCAUUACGGUUACUUCAUCCACGCCGCCGCUAUAAUCGGGACGCUUGAUCCAGCUUGGCUACCUGCGAACAAGGAAUGGGUGAACAUGCUAGUCCGGGACUCUGGGAACGCCGCGGCAAAUGACCCUUAUUUCCCAUUCUCGCGUGGGUUUGACUGGUUCCACGGGCACUCGUGGGCCAAAGGGUUGUUCGAGUCCUUCGACGGCAAGGACGAGGAAUCGUCGUCGGAAGACACCAUGUAUGCCUAUGCUCUGAAGGUUUGGGGUAAGACCAUCGGGGACGCGAGCAUGGAGGCAAGAGGAAACCUGAUGCUUGGAAUUCUUCGCCGAACGCUCCACAACUAUUUCCUCCUGGAGAGCGACAACAAGAACCACCCCGAGAGCUUCAUUGCAAACAAGGUCACAGGAAUCUUGUUCGAGAACAAGGUGGACCACAUCACCUACUUUGGCGCCAAUCUUGAAUUCAUUCAAGGGAUCCACAUGCUUCCUCUUUUGCCAUCGUCCGCCUUUGUGCGGCGUCCAAAGUUCGUGCAGGAGGAGUGGAACGCGAUGUUCGCCAGCAAUGCCAGUACUCCGGCGGAGAAGGUGCAGGCGGGAUGGAAGGGAGUUCUGUACGCCAACCUCGCCCUGAUUGAUGCGGCGGCGUCUUGGAAGUUCUUUGCCGACCCCAACUUCGAUUACGGCGCGAUUGACGGGGGAGCGACUCGAACAUGGUAUUUGGCUUUCGCUGCAGGACUCGGCGGUGGCCCGGCAUGAACGGAGAUCUUUUUCCGAUUCGUUAUAGAGUGGGGGGAAUGUUUUGUCUGUUUAUCUGAUUGCGUUCUGUUUGGAAUGCAUGACUACUAGAGAUGCGGAUGAUCUCGUCGAGUGCUAGCCACU